Molecule: messenger RNA, 1252 nt
Organism: Lacerta agilis (Sand lizard)
Lineage: Eukaryota; Metazoa; Chordata; Lepidosauria; Squamata; Lacertidae
Gene: TMEM72
Product: transmembrane protein 72
Exons: 5
Coding region: 188-1060 (290 amino acids)
Source: RefSeq, a predicted model, not a curated record
GAAAGUGGCCCUCAGGCACUGGCUGAGAUUCCUGCUCUGCCUGGUAAUCAUUAAUUGUCCCACCGAGGGAUGCAGGACAAUGGCAGCACCAGAAGGACAACCCAGUCCCGCCGGGACCAGUGCUAACUGCUUCUGCGUGGAAAAAGGGUGUGUUGUUUGGGGUCUUUUUUGUGUAUAGCACAUUGGAAUGAUGUUCCUUUGGGAAGGGCGGGGAUUCCUGAUUUCAGGCUCACUCCACCUCAGUGCAGGAAGUCAGAGCGCAGGUCUGUCUCAAGAAUUCCCAAAAGUUCAAAGCGCUUCUUGCCUGGCCAACAUGAAGCAAGCAGCUUUUUGGAAUACUCUGGAAUAUACCUGCCGACUUCUGGGAAUCUCCACCGGAGCAGUGCUCAUUGGCGUUGGCACAGACACACUGCUCCUGGGUCAGUUCAAGAGCCUGGCUGUCUACUUGCUUGUUUCAGGGAUAGGCGUGUCCUUGUGCGAAGCAGCAUACUUUGCUGGCCUGCUCUUGACGGCUUGCUGCACCCCCAAGGCGGGAUCUGGGACGCACACUUGCUGGAAGCACGCCAGGCGUCGGGGGGCCUUCCAGAAGUUCCUGAUGUAUGUGUUGCUCUCGGUAGCCUGCUUCCUGCACCCUGUCAUAGUUUGGCACGUCACUAUCCCAGGCACGAUGCUGGUGGUCACCGGCUUUACCUACUUCCUGCUCAGCAAGCAACAGAAAGAAACUAGAACACCUGGAGAAGAGCAAUACACGGAUUCCCAAAGCGCAGCUGUAGCUAUGACGGAUGCAGGUGACACUGAGCAGAUCUAUACCUUCCCCAGGGGUGCACCUGAAGGGCAACGCAACUCCCUUCUUGGGUUUCUGAGGAGCUUCUUCAAAAGCUGCAAGAAAGUGGACACCGUCGAGGCCUCUUCGAGCUCGCCGCCCACAAGGAGGCAGGUGCACUUUGAAGAGAAGGUGGUGAACAUCAUUCUUUCUGUCAAAGAAAGCCCAGGAGAGCAGGAGAGCUUGGCUGAGGAAACCACAUCUGACCUGGCUCCCAUCCUUCCGCCCCAGUUGUGACAGCCUACAGCGGAGACAGCAAUAGCAAGAACGGGCUCUUUCUGCUGCCUCUAGGAUUAGACGUGCUUCUCUAUGAUUCUAGUGUUUGCCGCAGAGACACCUGGAGGCGACUUGUAGAAAAACCUCCCAGCUUUGGUUUAGGCCAAUGAGAGCAGCCAAGAACUUUCAUUGGUUGAAGUUGGUGGACAGGGA